UCCUACGCAAGCAGCAGACUCAUCACUUUCCCUUUUGAAAUGGCUCUGCGUUUCGCUGCACUCUCCCUCUUCUUGUUCUUCCUUUGCAAUCUGGUUAGGGCUGAUCGUGUUCUGGAAGAUGGGUACGAGGUGACGACGGUGUUCGACGGCCGAAAACUACAGGUCAACCCACGCGUCGUCCAGACUCUACCAGGAUCGUUCGAGCUGAUCGUCCUCGAUUCCCCCGGAAGCACAUUCUACACUGUAUCAUUUCCCUUGUCUUCGGAUAGCAAGGUUAAACGGGUUGCUGGGGAUGGAGUUUCGGGUAAUUCGGAUGGUGAAGCAGGUAAGAGCCGGUUUGAUAAGCCUCGGAGUUUUGCUGUGGAUGCUAAAGGGAACAUCUAUGUCGCCGAUAGGAACAAUAAAUCCAUACGCAAGAUCAGUCUUUCAGGUACUGUUACCACCAUUGCCGGAGGUGUCUCAAAGGAGCUUGGACGUACGGACGGACCUGCACAAAAUGCAACUUUUUCAAAUGAUUUCGAGUUCGAGAUAACUUUUGUCCCUCUCAGAUGUUGUUUGCUUAUUUCUGAUCAUGGAAAUCAGUUGAUUCGCCAGAUCAAUCUGAAGAAGGAGGAUUGCCCUGGAAACUCUCAUUCCAAGUUGGGGAUGAUCUCAGUUUGGACUGUAGGGUUUCUUGUCCUUUCACUACUUCUCGGCAUAGCCAUCGGAAUUGCUGUUCGCCCUUGUGUCAUUCCUCGUGAAGGCGGGAACCUCCUCUCGUUCAUCACGACAUGGAAGCCUUUCCUAAUCAAACUGGGGAAACAAGUGCUGACUCUCUUCUUCGACAUCAGAAACGAAGCUGCUAGAUCUAGUGUCUAUUCCGUACUAAGUAGACUAGUUAGACUAAUCUUAUCUCACAUUUCCCUGAUGUCUCAACUCAACUAUGUAAUUAUUCAACCAAUCCAACCCAAAAAGGCUGCUCCUUUACUCGACCCUGAUAGCCCUACCUGUAGUAAGGCGAAACCGUCGCAGAGAAUCUCCUGUGAUCUGAAGGAUUUGAUAAGUUUCGACGAUGCCUUAGAUUUGAAGAAAGAUGAACAAUGUACUGUCCAAGAGUUGAACACUGUCUCAUCUGGAUCUAAUGGAAGGAUAGAUGAUAUGAUAAAGGCUCAGGUUGAAGGGUUCUCUAAGACGGCUGAGGAGAAUUCUGCAGUUUUUGGUUCUUCCUUUGGCGAAUUGGGUUUGGCCAGGAGGAGGAAAGUAGCUCAAGGGAAUGGCCCGAUGUGAUGUUCUUCCUUUUUUUUGUGUGUGUAUGUAUUUCUACUUUAUUAUGUUUAACUUCAACAUCUACAAGUGGAUUGAUAUCGAGCUAA
Molecule: messenger RNA, 1352 nt
Organism: Tarenaya hassleriana
Lineage: Eukaryota; Viridiplantae; Streptophyta; Magnoliopsida; Brassicales; Cleomaceae
Exons: 6
Coding region: 40-1266 (408 amino acids)
Molecular function (GO): protein binding
Source: RefSeq, a predicted model, not a curated record